GAUUGCUGCUGCUCUUCACUCUCCAUGGCUCUGUAAACUCUGUUGAUCGAUUGCUGCUCUUCACUCCAUUGAUUGCUUCAUUGCUUGCUCUCUUUCUCUCUGAGAGGUAAAAAAUCUUUGACUCUGUGAAUCUGUGAUUUGUAAGGGAAGAGGGUUGGGUUGUGUUUGUGUGUCGCUGAAGCUGUGGCUGUGGGUGAGGUGAGGGAGUGAGGCGGCGGACGGCGGUGGGUGGGUGAGAAGUGAGAACCGUGGGUGAGUCAUGAGUGGGUGAAGCGGUGGGACGGUGGGUGAGGUGAGGGACAGAGGGAGUGAAGCGGUGGAAAUUAAAUUGAGAACAAGGGCAGAAAUUGGAUAGAGACAUAGAGUAGUAGAAGGUGGAGAGAAAUUGGAAUUGAUAUAGUAGAGACAUAGAGACAUAGAGUGAGUUGGAGAUUAAAUUGAGAACAGGGGCAGAAAUUGGGAAUAGUCGAAUGGAUAGAGUAGAAGAUGGAGAGAAAUUGGAAUGGAUAGAAACAUAGAGACUAGAGUAGAACUGUAGAAGGUGGAGAGAAAUUGGGAAUGGAUAGAGACAUAGAGUAAAAGGGUUGGGAAUGGAUAGAGUAGAAAAGGAAAAUUGUUUAUAAGAUUGAGAAAUUGGGAAUGAGAAGAGUGAGAAGUGAAUUGGAAAAAUGUAGCUAUCAGCCUUUGGAGAUUGAAUUAUUGGAAUGUGGAUAGCCUUUAUGGGUGAGAGACUCAAGACUUGAAUUGGAAUGUGGCUACUAGCUAUGAAAAUUGGAAUGUGACUACUUUUAAUUGCUCUUUAUUGUGAGUGGGUCUGUAGGUGGGUAGAGGUGGUCCUCUUCCCCAUUAAAAACAUGUGUGCAUUAUUGAUCAUUUGAUCUUAUUGUAUUUAUUUGUGUUGUCUUUUAGUGCUUUUAAUUUGAUUCUAAAACUAAAAGCAUGAGGCAACUGCCAACUAUGAUCUAAAACUAAUUUGAUCUCAUUAUAUUUGUUUUUUUCUUAGCAUUUGAAUUAGCUAACUAUGAUUUACAUUAGACAGUGGUGAAAAACUAUUAUCACAGGGCCGAAUUAGCAUGAGUUACACAUCAUAUUACCUUGGUUCGUUUGGAUCAAAUGUGGUCUUCUGUGUUAACAGUGCUUAAUAUGGUUGAUGAAGAUGCACGUGGACCAUCUCAAGCAGCAGGUUUGAUAUUAAAAAUGGAGAGCUUUGAAUUUGCUUUCAUUUUGAAGCUUAUGUUAAAGUUGUUUGGUAUCACUAAUGAGCUUUCAAAAAUCUUGCAACAAAAAGAUCUUAAUAUUGUGCUUGCCAUGGAAUUAGUUCAUAUUGUCAAAGCUAGGUUGAAGACAUUGAGAGAUAGUGGUUGGGAUGAUUUAUUUGGUGAUGUCCAAGAAUUUUGUGGUGACCAAUGUAUUCCGGUGCCAAAUAUGAAUGAAGAAAUACCGGUUCGGGGUCGUUCAAGGAAAGAAGGGAGGACUAUCACUAAUCUUCACUAUUACCGUGCAGAGAUUUUUUAUGUUGCUAUUGACAAAAUAUGUGUGGAGAUGGAUCACCGCUUUAGUGAAGGAACUAAUAUUGUGCUUGAUUGCUUCUCAUGUCUUGACCCCAAUAACUCUUUCUCCAAGUUUAAUGUUGAUAAGCUUGCUCGUCUUGCUACUAUUUAUCAUGCUGACUUUUCUGAUGAUGACCGUGGAACAAUAAAGGAGCAACUUUCCACUUUUAUACUUCAAGUGAAAAGGCAUGCUUCCUUUUCUACUUGUGAUGAUAUUGCAAGUUUGGCUAUGAAGAUGGUUCAAACUGAGAAACAUUUGCUAUUUCCAUUGGUCUACAAACUUAUUGAGUUGGCUUUGAUAUUGCCGGUGUCGACAGCAUCUGUUGAAAGAGCUUUUUCAGCAAUGAAGAUUAUCAAGUCUAAAUUGCGCAACAAGAUCAACAAUGAGUGGUUCAAUGACUUGAUGAUAUGUUACACCGAGCGAGAGAUAUUCAAGUCAGUUAGUGAUCUUGAUAUUCUUCGAACAUUUGCCGCAAAGAAGACUCGAAGAGAGCAUUUGCCUCAUGGUUUUCUAAACACUUAGCACACUAUUGAGCAAGGUUUGCAAACUGAGAUUCAAGGUUCCUGCUGUUUGUGCGCCGAAACUCACGAGCGACGGAAGCAUGGUUGUGGAAAAGUUUGAUUCAAGAAAUUGAGAACCACAUGAAUCACCGAAGAACCCCAUGAACCCACAUCUUCCUUCUCUAGAUUUUUAGACAGAUUCCCUCUUCCAUGAGUUCUUCAAUAGUUCAUGAAGACAUAGGCCUUCUUCCAUAGAUUUUAAGAUUAGGUUAGGUUUUGUUUUAGAUUAAUUUAGGUUUUAUUUUUAAUGUAAUGAGAUGGAAUUAAAAAUAAAUGAAUAAAAAUUACUUGUAUUUAAAAAAAAAAGAUAAAAGCCACAUGGAAAACUGAAAAAAAAAAGACACAUAAGCAGGAAGCACACUUAGUCCUUAAUUAGAUUAAAAAAAUAUUUUAGGGACCUAAUUUAAUGCGAAAAUCUUACAAGAAUCAGGGUAGAUUCUCUUUACAA
Molecule: messenger RNA, 2559 nt
Organism: Lotus japonicus
Lineage: Eukaryota; Viridiplantae; Streptophyta; Magnoliopsida; Fabales; Fabaceae
Exons: 2
Coding region: 1114-2073 (319 amino acids)
Molecular function (GO): protein dimerization activity
Source: RefSeq, a predicted model, not a curated record